CCUUCAUUGAGAGCGAGAGCAAUCCGACGACGUUCUUUCCAACAAUCACCCUGGCCGAUAUACUUCGCCAAUAAUAUACUCCACCACUCCAUAUUAUAUCUAUAUUUAAUAAUACCUGGUUGAGAGCUGGCACUCGUCUGCUCCUUCCUAUACUUCGACUUCCAACUAAUAAUCAACUUCUAGCAACAAUGGACGGAUAUACAAUGCCCCCCAGUGGACAGCCACAAUUCGCAUACUACCCUGCCGAGUCACAACCGAGACAACAAUACGCCGGCCAUCCUUCUGAAAUGCAAUACUAUGGCCAGGUCUCGCAAUUCCCACAUGCCCAGCAACAGCCUCAACAGCAGCACUGCGUGCCCGAGCAGCAGCCCAUCUACUCUGCUCCUGCAGUCCUGAACAUGCAUCAAAUGGCCACCACCAACGCCUUCCGCGGUGCCAUGAACAUGACUCCAAUCGCUUCCCCACAGCCAUCGAACUUCAAGUCAUCUCUCGCCGUGCAAGGCUCGCCUGCUUUGAUGCCCAUCGACACUAGGUUCGUCGGCAACGAAUACUACGCAUUCCCCUCAACACCACCGCUUUCCGCCGCCGGCAGCUCUGUGAGCAGCCCGCCUUCUUCCAACGGUACCCUCCACACCCCCAUCGACAGCUUCUUCACAUUGGAGAAGGUGGAGGGUGUUAAGGAGGGGUGCGAGGGCGAAGUCCACACUGAGAUCCUAGCCAACGUUGAUUGGCAACGCUCGGCAUCGCCUGCCAUGACUCCAGUAUUCAUCCACAACCCUUCCAUCUCGAGUCAUGGUUCGGAGCUUCUAUCAGCUAACAGCUCUUGCCCGUCCCUUUCUCCAUCGCCUUCUCCCGUCUCCUCUAUGUUUGGACAGUCCCAAUCACCACUCCAGCUUGAGCACUCCACUUCUUUCUGUGACCCCCGGCAACUUACCGUGGAGUCGGCGCACAACGCUCCUACUGAGCUGCCACCGCUUCCUUCUCUGUCUUGCGACGAUGAGGAGCCCAAGGUGGUUCUCGGUAGCGAGGCUGUCACUUUGCCCGUCCACGAGAACCCCGCUCCAUCUUUCACAUCCUCCAACGAGGACCCGCUUAACAGUCUGCCAACGUUCGAUAGUUUCUCUGACCUCGACUCAGAUGACGAGUUUGUGAACCGCCUGGUUGACUUCCACCCCAGUGGAAGCACCUUCUACCUUGGUGGAAAGAGACAGCGCCUUGGAACCUACUCUCUGGAUGAGGACGAGUUCCUUAGCGAGCACGGCUUGGAGGAUAACGAGGAGCUGGAUGUGUCUGUUUCUGGUCUGCCAGCCAUCCCCGCGGAAACUGGUGAAGCUUCAGAGGAGAUGGCCUCCAAGAAGCGCUGCAACCGCAAGUCGCCCAAGAAGGCCUCGACUGAAGACGACACCGAUGCAUUUGCUGACUGCCAGGCCCGCCAGCACUCUGUCGUGAGCUCUUCCGGGUCUGAGACUGCAUCCGCCCCUGUCUCAGUCAACCGCCGUGGCCGCAAGCAGUCGUUGACUGAGGACCCUUCCAAGACCUUCGUCUGCACCCUUUGCUCCCGCCGUUUCCGCCGCCAGGAGCACCUCAAGCGUCACUACCGUUCUCUUCACACGCAGGACAAGCCGUUCGAGUGCGGUGAAUGUGGGAAGAAGUUCUCCCGUAGCGACAACCUCGCUCAACACGCCAGAACCCACGCUGCCACAUCCGUCGUUAUGGGCGUCAUUGACAACAGUAAUGGUGCCCAGGCGUACGAAGAGCAGGAUCCAUCCACGAUGGGUCCUGUUCUGUACGAAAACGCGACCAAGUCGACUACCAGUGACUCGGAUGACAGCGCCGAGAUCUCGUCUGGGGACCGACGCUCCUUGAAGAAGCGCAAGCGAGAGGAGAGCAACGCGUGAUCCGGUAUCGCCUGAGCCUGUCACGAACGCUAUGCGACCAGGAGUUUUCUUCCCACAUACAUUCAUCAUACAACAUUCCUGCAUUUACACCAGCUUCGACUUCUGCACUGAUUGGUUUGACUUGGAUUCGGCGUUAGAACGGCAAUUAUCUUUUUUAUCUUUAUUUUCCAAGGUUACGGUUCGCAU
Messenger RNA from Aspergillus versicolor CBS 583.65, 2084 nucleotides. RefSeq names its product putative C2H2 transcription factor (Seb1) (gene sebA). The coding region runs from base 189 to 1898 and encodes 569 amino acids. Lineage: Eukaryota; Fungi; Ascomycota; Eurotiomycetes; Eurotiales; Aspergillaceae. The record is from RefSeq and is a predicted model, not a curated record. Gene Ontology annotation, biological process: regulation of transcription by RNA polymerase II. Gene Ontology annotation, molecular function: RNA polymerase II cis-regulatory region sequence-specific DNA binding; DNA-binding transcription factor activity, RNA polymerase II-specific. The transcript is spliced from 4 exons.